AUGCGAAGCCCCAGAGAACCGAACGAAGAAGCGAACAUCCUGUCCGGUCCUGAGCGUGACACAAUGUUCAUCUUUUGCUCCGUCCACAGUAACCCCUUCCCGGAGGCCACUUCACCUCUGUCGCGGAUUGGGCGAUACGUGCUUGCCUCCGUGCUCUUCAUCACCGAGUUGACGUUGCUGAUGGGCGUGCCAGCGACGACAGGCUUUCUGGCAUGGUCUACUCGAAACCAGCUCUGGCCGGCUCUGAACGAUGCGGGGCUGGGGAAGGAAGCAGAGGAGGUCCUGGGCUACCUCGUCUUUGACACGAUAUUUCUUGGUUUGCUGAUCUGGGGUGCUGUGCCCGUUCUUGCGGCGAGCAGAAUGGGUGGCAAUAGAGGAAGGGUGCUCACGUAUGCGGCGUUCGGCGGGAUGACGGUGGUGUUUAGGGGAGCAUGA
Molecule: messenger RNA, 435 nt
Organism: Fusarium poae
Lineage: Eukaryota; Fungi; Ascomycota; Sordariomycetes; Hypocreales; Nectriaceae
Exons: 1
Coding region: 1-435 (144 amino acids)
Source: RefSeq, a predicted model, not a curated record